Molecule: messenger RNA, 606 nt
Organism: Cladophialophora psammophila CBS 110553
Lineage: Eukaryota; Fungi; Ascomycota; Eurotiomycetes; Chaetothyriales; Herpotrichiellaceae
Exons: 2
Coding region: 1-606 (201 amino acids)
Biological process (GO): intra-Golgi vesicle-mediated transport; intracellular protein transport; retrograde vesicle-mediated transport, Golgi to endoplasmic reticulum
Cellular component (GO): COPI vesicle coat
Source: RefSeq, a predicted model, not a curated record
AUGGCGCCCAGUAUGUCUCUGCAUAGUGUCGUCGCCAUCCUUAUAUUAUCCACCGAUUCCUCCCCCGAAUCCUCUAGACUGUUCGCCAAAUACUACAAUCCUCCACAUGCCUCAGCCGCACCACAACAUCCUCUACAAUCGCAACCGUACCCGCAUCUAAAAGAACAGAAGGCCUUCGAAAAGGGAUUGCUGGAAAAGACUUCAAAGCAGACAACUGAUGUGAUCCUCUACGACAAUAAAGUCGUGGUGUUCAAGAUGGAGAGCGACGUCAUGCUGUAUGUGGUGGGCGGCGCAGAGGAGAAUGAGAUUCUAUUGUAUAAUGUUGUAUUGGCACUGAGGGACACGUUAAGCAUUUUGUUAAAGAACUCGACGGACAAGCGCACCAUCAUGGAGAACUACGAUCUGGUAACGUUGGCCAUCGAUGAAAUUGUCGAUGACGGCAUAGUCUUAGAGACGGAUCCGGUGAUGGUGGCAUCGAGAGUGUCAAAGGCUCCUGCACAGGACGCGCCGAAUAUGAAGAACAUUGACCUCAGUGAGCAGGGGAUACAGAAUCUUUGGGAAUUCGGGAAGAAGCAGGGAAUGGAGUUUGUCAGAAGAAACUUGUGA